AUGAGAAUCCCAGUUGCCUUGAUCAUCAGCGCUUUCAUUGGUGCUACACAAGCCUUUGUCCAGUCUCCUAACUACCAGUUCAACGUCUCCUUGCCUGUAUCCGACAACCCAUACGUCGCAGGCCAGACCCUGCCUCUUGUUUAUGAUGUUGCAUCCAACACAACAUCCGAUAACCUCCAGCUGUCUGUAAUAGUCGUUAGUGCAAACAAUGCUACCAACAGUGUAGUUGCCCUUGCAAAUGCCAAUAUCGGUCAGGGUUCCAGCUAUAAGAAAACAAUUGGUGGUGCUGAUGUCUAUGAACACCAGGAGAACUACGCUAUUCCUCUCAACACCACCCCAGGAAACUACCUCGUCGUCUACUUUGACAACAUCUCUCAGACCAACGCCACUGUCGCCAUUGUUAUUAACGCUCCUCCAGUGUCAAGCUCUGCUGCUGCUCCUGCCGCCUCAAGUGCAGCUGGCGCAAAGGGCGCAUCGACUGGCACAAGUGCUACCACCAACUCCAUCUUCAGCGCUGGUACCGCUACUUUCAAAUGGACACCAGCCUUAAUUAUUCUCUGCAUUGCACCUCAUUUGCUCAACUUUUAA
Messenger RNA from Phycomyces blakesleeanus NRRL 1555(-), 588 nucleotides. RefSeq lists its product as hypothetical. Lineage: Eukaryota; Fungi; Mucoromycota; Mucoromycetes; Mucorales; Phycomycetaceae. The transcript is spliced from 4 exons. The record is from RefSeq and is a predicted model, not a curated record. The coding region runs from base 1 to 588 and encodes 195 amino acids.